Musa acuminata AAA Group (dessert banana) is the source of this 1864-nucleotide messenger RNA. RefSeq lists its product as uncharacterized. The record is from RefSeq and is a predicted model, not a curated record. The coding region runs from base 714 to 1757 and encodes 347 amino acids. The transcript has 4 exons. NCBI's taxonomy places the organism in Eukaryota, Viridiplantae, Streptophyta, Magnoliopsida, Zingiberales, Musaceae.
UGAGCCGUCCUGGUGUUCCGCAUCCUGGCGAUCCAUGGAAGGAUGUUGGCAUUUGAAGGGCUGGGUUUCUUUUUCCCGAUCCAAGCAGAGUACGCCAUCAAGGAUUCGUCUCUCGCUAAUAAGGUGGAGCUAUAAGAAGAUCCUCCGUUUCCUGGUUGACGGAAAGGUCAAUUGCCGGUGUUCCAUUACCCUACUACAUUCAGCUCUGCCUUCUAUACUAAAGAAAGAGGAAAAAGACAACGGAAAUCCAAAAGGAAAAGCGAGAAAAGUUAAUGCCUCAGCCGUCCGACCAAGGAAAGAGCAAGAAGGGCAGGUUUGGCUAGACAUCUCUCUCUCUCGCUCUCUCUCUCUCUCCCCCACCCUCUCUCCUCCUCUGUUCCCACGCCUCAUCACAAGGGUUCCAGCUCAAAAUAUGGUGGGGUGGGGCUUUCUUCCGUCACACAUGCACGUCCGUUGCACCCACGUCUCUCCUCUGCCCCAAGUCGAGCUAAGCCCACAGAGGCAACAAAAGUGUAGAACCAAAGUUACACACCUUUCCCUCCCUACCCUCACCGCUUACUCUCCCUUCCCCUACUCCCCCCAACUUAUAAUGCCUUCCUUCUUCCUCUACGCCACCUUCUGCCGUGGGAAUCUCUCUCUCUCUCUCCCCCUCAGAAUCUUCUUCUCCUGCUUCCCACACAAGAAGCAUAGGAAGUCGAACAGGAAGAGCCAGAAUGAGACCGCCCGCUGUCUCAUUGCUGCUCGCUAUCUUCCUUCUGUCCGCCGCCGCAGCCUUGACCGCCGGAGUCUCGCCGCACAUCUACUCCGACGAGCAGCAGCCACCCGAUGCCGGCGGUGUCGCCUCCACAACGGUCCCGGCGUUCCCCGUGGCCGGCGCGGACAACCAGAGCGCGUGCCACCUCGACCUCUCCGACGAGCUCUUCGGCGGGGUCGGCGAGGCUUGCAUCCGCGGUGGCCUCGACCAAGGCCGCUGUUGCCCGGUGCUCGCGGCCUGGCUCUUCGCCGCGCACGCCCGCUCCGCCAUCGAGGUCCGGCCGCCGCCCGCUGCCGAAGACGGGAUGGACGGCGCGGACCGGCCGGUGAUGCCGGACGACAACCAGAAGUGCGUGGACUCGUUGCAGAGCGCCCUGGAGCGGCGCGGCAUCCGCCUGCCGCGGCCCAACGCCACGUGCGACACCGUGCUCUGCUUCUGCGGUAUCCGACUCCACCAGAUCGGAUCGCUCCGGUGCCCGGCCGCCUUCAACGUCAGCGGCGUGGGGGUGGCGGCCCGGAACGCCACCCCCACGGCGGCACUGCAGCAGCUGGAGCACGACUGCGGGAAUGCGUCCUACGCUGGAUGCACGCGCUGUCUCCACUCCCUCGAGAAGCUUAAGGGGAACGGCAGCGGGGAGCGGGCGACGAGGAUGUUCGACCGCGACUGCCAGCUGAUGGGGCUGACGUGGCUGCUGGCGAGGAACAGGACGGCCUUCAUCCCCACCGCAUCCGCCGUCCUGCGUGCACUUCUCUACGGUGCCGCCGCCCCCCUUGCGCAGGAGGAGGAGUCCCAGUGCAGAUGCAGCCGGGACCAGGACGACAUGCCCCUCGCCGUCGACUCCCUCCAAUUCCAGCACCUCAGCCAGCAGCAGCAGCAGCAGCAGGAGGAGGAAGACGACUCCUCUUCCUCUCGUUCCCCUUCUCCUUUCCCCUUUCCACUUCCCCUUUCUUCCAUCGUCCUGCUUAUUGUCCUGCUCGCUACACUUCCCUUCCCCUUACUCUAACCAAUAACCUCCGUGUCCCCUUUUUAUUUUCUUCUGUAAUUUUGUUUUGUUUUUGGUUACCCCCUCGCUCGCUGUAUAUGCAAUGCUCCUCCGGCCUUGUUAGGUUC